This is a messenger RNA of Penicillium soppii, 210 nucleotides long. RefSeq lists its product as uncharacterized. The transcript has a single exon. The record is from RefSeq and is a predicted model, not a curated record. Bases 1 to 210 code for a protein of 69 amino acids. Lineage: Eukaryota; Fungi; Ascomycota; Eurotiomycetes; Eurotiales; Aspergillaceae.
AUGACAGACCCAAGCUCUGCAAAGUCGAAUGAAGCCCUCGCGCUCCUCUGGGCUUACGAACUCAACCGUGAGAACAAGCACCUGUUCAAGGGACUCAAAAAAGCGAACCGAUGCCUCGCCGGAUGUGACAAAUCCCACCCAUCAUCAAAGAAUGUCGACCAUGAGCUAGGUCUCGGCGAUACCAGGAAAAAAAAACCCAAGAAGACCUAA